AUGACAGAUGAGCACGUUAAAGACACAAUGGAGGAGUUUCUUCUCUCCCAUGGUUACCAGAUGGGUAAAACCAUUGGAGAAGGGACAUAUUCAAAGGUCAAGGAAGCUUUUUCAAAAAAACACCAACGAAAAGUGGCCGUGAAAAUUAUAGACAAAAUGGGAGGACCAGAAGAGUUUAUCGAGAGAUUCCUGCCCAGAGAGCUCCAGAUCGUCAAGCGCUUGGACCACAAGAACAUCAUCCGAGUGUAUGAGAUGCUGGAGUCAACGGACGGGAAGAUCUACCUGGUGAUGGAACUAGCAGAGGAUGGAGACGUGUUUGACUGUGUCCUGCAAGGGGGGCCCUUGCCCGAGAGCCGAGCCAAAUCGCUCUUCCGCCAGCUGGUGGAGGCAAUCCGCUACUGCCACAGCUGUGGCGUGGCACACCGUGACCUCAAGUGCGAGAAUGCGCUCCUGCAGGGUUUCAACCUGAAACUGACCGAUUUUGGAUUUGCCAAGCUGCUCCCCAAAAACCGGAAGGAGCUGAGCCAGACAUUCUGUGGCAGCACAGCCUACGCAGCCCCCGAGGUGCUGCAGGGUGUGCCCCACGACAGCCGGAAAGGUGACAUUUGGAGCAUGGGCGUGGUUCUCUACGUCAUGCUCUGUGCAAACCUGCCCUUCGACGACACUGAUAUCCCCAAGAUGCUGUGCCACCAGCAGAAGGGGGUCUCCAUUCCUGGCCACUUGGGGAUUUCUGAGGAAUGCCAGGACCUCCUCAAAAGCCUGUUGGAACCGGACAUGAUCCUGAGACCUUCCAUCGAAGAAGUGAGUUGGCACCCGUGGUUAGCAAGCUCCUGA
Messenger RNA from Zootoca vivipara (common lizard), 834 nucleotides. It is a transcript of the gene TSSK3, whose product is annotated as testis specific serine kinase 3. Lineage: Eukaryota; Metazoa; Chordata; Lepidosauria; Squamata; Lacertidae. Gene Ontology annotation, cellular component: cytoplasm. Gene Ontology annotation, molecular function: tau-protein kinase activity; ATP binding. The record is from RefSeq and is a predicted model, not a curated record. Gene Ontology annotation, biological process: intracellular signal transduction; microtubule cytoskeleton organization; protein phosphorylation.